GCGACGAAAACACUCAAAUCAGCAGUGCAUGUAAGAAUAUAUGAGGAUUUAACGAUGCAGCAAAGACAGCUGAAUCCGAGGACAGCAACAGCGGAGGCGUAAACGGGGACAUGACACGGGGUGACAGGGGCACGGAGGACACGCCACUGCGGCCACAGACUAACCACACCGGGCUGAAGGCGAGGAGGAUGCACGCUGUGGAGGUGAAUAACGGUCUGCUAGAGUGUGAUGGGUAACAAGCACAGCAGCAACAUGGACAAAGACACAGGGACCACACAAGGACAGGACCCAGGAGCCAAAGACGCUAUUUCAGGAACCGUCUCAGGAGAUGGAGGUCUCGUCCCCAGUGCAGAGCUGUUGGUGUCUCUUCAGUCCCUGGGAGAAAACCUGGACUACACUUUGCUGCCACAGUCCCUGCACCAGAUCGCAGAGGCCUACUCUCUCCAGGAACAAUACCAGUUGGCCAUUCAGUUUCUUGAGCUGGAGAAGCUAUACCAUGAACAACUCCUGUCCAACCUCACCGCCCUACAGGAGAACUGGGAGAGUCAGUGGAAGGAGAAGAAGUGCGAUGAGGGAGUGUUGUCUUCAGAAGGAGACAGUUACAUGGACACUCUGACCCAAAUCUGCAGGAAUCAUCUCAGUCCAUCACCGUCAUCCAGCAGUAACCUUGAGCAGAAGACACUGGCUUCAGUCUUUAAAGACAUCAAGAACAAGAAUGAUGUGCUCAAAACCUGCCAGGAUGAAGUGAACAGGUUGAAGUCCCUGCUGAUGGAGGCUAAGGGCAGGGCUAAGUUCCCACGCUCUGAGUCUGUAGAUGGCGCUGUAGAGGAGAUGUUUGAGGAGGGGCAGGAGGUGGAGGAGGAAACCACCCCAGAGGAGGAGGAUCUCAGGGUGGAGUGGCCCACAGGAGUACCCCAGGCCUCUGAGAAGGACCUCGCUAAGCUCUCCACCAAAGAGGGGAAUUCAUCCCCUGAUGGGCUGGUGUCCAUCCUGAAGCGGAGGAGAGCAUCUCUGGAUGGACUGCCUCCGCCCAGCAGCACUGCCACAAAACACAACACAAAACGCAAAGUCCGAUUCAGUGAGCCAGACGAUGUCAUGGACCACGAUGAAGUUGGAGGGGACUCCUGUCUUAUUCUGCUUUUUCUGUGUCUGGUGACUGUGGUGAUCAGCCUGGGAGGGACUGCACUCUACUGCACCCUGGUGGACACAUAUUCAAACAUUUGCAUUGACUUCACUCAAAACGUGGACUUCUACUUUUCAUAUGUGCAGAGGUUUUUCCAAAGGCUCGGACAAUGGCUGCCCUUCAGAACUUAAGAGAACUGCUAUCAAUCUGCACUAUUAAACCACUGGUGAAAUAUCUAAAACAUUCCACAGCAGCCUAACCUCCUGACCACAGUCCUGUUUACGAGUGGUCACUCCACUCUUCCUGGCAGGUUGGCCUAUGAUAUUUGUUGGACUAUAAGACCAUUUUGUUAUUGGUCUGUGUAAAACCUUCCUGAAAAGAAGCCAAGAUGGAUGACGCUCCUCAGUUUGAACUGGUAUAUGUUUACCUGCAUUAUUAUCCUAAACUGCGUUUUUUUUAAACUGUGGAAUAAAAGCUAUCCUUUAUAAGAGAAUUUGAUUUGACAUUAUUGCUGGCUGUUUAAAGCCUGUUUUUGAUACAUCUGGAUCCUCCUCUGUAAUGUUUUUUUUCUGUGGAAGUGUUUAGAAGUCUUUAGAAUUUAAUAUGGUAAACGCAACAAACCAGUUCUUUGCUUGAUUUCAGAGAGAGAGAGAGAGAGAGAGCGAGAGAGAGAGAGAGAGAGAGAGUAACCAAGUAAGUGUACUGAUUCUUCAAAAUACACAGAGGUCAAAUGUAUAUGAUUAUACUAUUCCAGUACUGAGUAACGUAAUCUCUGAGGUAUGUGAACUAUUCUAAUCAAACAAAACAAUAUUAGAAAGUUCCUACAAGUUCAGUCUAGAUAACUAAAUUAACUUCCACAUUGUUUAAACGGUUUAGGCAAAACAUUAACAUGUUCAAUGGAGUAGCACAAUAUACUGCAAUUAAAAUAAAAGUAACAUAAAAGCUGAUUUGAUCAUACUGAGCAUAGAAACAAUUUAUUUAAAAAAAGUAAAUGUAUGUUUUUUUACUACCUGAUGCUGAGUACAGCAAAUGCACAAGAUUGAAUAAAUUUAUAAUAUUGAUCUACAUCUUGCCUGUGUUCAAACUUGAAUUGUGUUAGAGGAAAAACAGAAAAAUAAAAUGACCUUCUUGGUACCAAAUAUUUUG
This is a messenger RNA of Periophthalmus magnuspinnatus, 2269 nucleotides long. RefSeq names its product consortin, connexin sorting protein b (gene cnstb). The record is from RefSeq and is a predicted model, not a curated record. Lineage: Eukaryota; Metazoa; Chordata; Actinopteri; Gobiiformes; Gobiidae. The transcript is spliced from 11 exons. The coding region runs from base 229 to 1314 and encodes 361 amino acids. Gene Ontology annotation, biological process: positive regulation of Golgi to plasma membrane protein transport. Gene Ontology annotation, molecular function: connexin binding. Gene Ontology annotation, cellular component: plasma membrane; trans-Golgi network; transport vesicle.